AUGGUUGACACGUAUGAGCACUUUGUUGCCUUUGGCACCGACCUCGUCGGUAUUGAGCGCAUCCUGCGUCUCUUCCAGGCCACAUGCUCCAUCCUCAUCUGCUACCCAGCUCUGUUGGCCCUCUUCCUCCCCGGCGCCUCCGAGAUCGUCCAGGCCUCCAAGGCCACAGGACUAGGCGUUCUCCGGGGCCAGCUCAACGUCUCUCGGCGCUUCAUCCGUUUCUUCCGCUUCCUCGACACUUUCCGUGCCGGCUGGAACGUCUAUGUCGCUGCUGGUGACAAGGGCCUCGAUGGGUGGCUCGAAGUCGUGAGCAAGACUUGCUUUGGCAUAUUUGGCAUGAUGGAGACCAUGACCCUUCUGGAUCUCUGCAGGAUUGAGAACCUGCGCAUCUUUUCCAAGGAAAAGUAUGAUGAGAUUGAUUACCAGUCUCAGCUGUUCUGGUUCGCUGGACUUUACACCUCCAUCAUCGUCUCCUUCAUCAGAGUGUUCCGCCUGUUCACUACACGACCUGCCGUUGUGCCUGCCGAGAGCGUCAGCAGAAUCCCCACCGAGAACGCAGACGAGAUCAUCUCUGCUGAAAAGGAGCUCUCCGAAAAGUCUGACGCCACAAAGGAUGAUGAGACCAAGUCCAAGGAUGAUCUCGACAAGGAGCGUGAGCGCCUCAAGAACAUCGUCACUAAGCGCAAGGCUGAGCGACGAGCCUGGCUGCAAAACCUCAGCAGGGAGGGCUUCGUCCUGGCACGCAGCAUCUUCUCUGAUACGCUCGAUAUGCUUCUUCCCACCACUACUGUCGGCUGGGUCAAGGUUGAGCCUGGUGUGGUUAGUCUGGUUAUGUUCCUGACUACCCUCUCGACGGGUAUGGCUGUGUGGGAGAAUGUUGGUCGACGUCUCCAAAAGAAGGCAUAA
Messenger RNA from Fusarium vanettenii 77-13-4, 906 nucleotides. RefSeq lists its product as uncharacterized. Gene Ontology annotation, biological process: peroxisome fission; regulation of peroxisome size. The record is from RefSeq and is a predicted model, not a curated record. Gene Ontology annotation, cellular component: peroxisomal membrane. Bases 1 to 906 code for a protein of 301 amino acids. The transcript has 2 exons. Lineage: Eukaryota; Fungi; Ascomycota; Sordariomycetes; Hypocreales; Nectriaceae.